Molecule: messenger RNA, 3585 nt
Organism: Varanus komodoensis (Komodo dragon)
Lineage: Eukaryota; Metazoa; Chordata; Lepidosauria; Squamata; Varanidae
Gene: TRIM66
Product: tripartite motif containing 66
Exons: 19
Coding region: 1-3585 (1194 amino acids)
Molecular function (GO): zinc ion binding; protein binding
Source: RefSeq, a predicted model, not a curated record
AUGGAUCUCAAGCCUGCUUUUGCAAUCUCUGAAAAAAACAGAGAAAGGAAGUUGCAGAAUUGCUCUGGAUGUAAGGAGAAGAGGCCCGCACACAGUUUGUGUACUACCUGCAAUAAGUGGCUGUGCAGCUUGUGUACAGAAGAACAUGGGCAUGGCAAGGAAGCAGGGGAGCAUUUCCUGCCGAUUCCACUGAAGGGGUGUUCAGGAACAGAAGUGGAAACAAAUGAAUUUCCCUUGUUUUGCCCAGUGCACAGCCAGGAGACACUCAAAGUGUUUUGUGAGACCUGUGAUGCUCUGACUUGCCGCUUCUGCCUUCUGACAGAGCACAAGGAACACAGAUUCAGAUAUCUUCAGGAAGCUUUGCAAAACCAGAGAGUCAUCUUGGAAAACGUAUCAGCUAAAGUGGAAGAGAAGAAAAGUGGAAUGCAGGUCUCAGUCAAACAAAUUGAAGACAGAUUGUUUGAAGUAAAACACCUGCAAAGGAAGGUUGAAAAUCAGAUCAAAAUGGCCAAGAUGGUCCUGAUCAGUGAAAUAAAUAAGCGAGCAAAUGUUCUUCUUGAACAGCUAGAGAGGAUCACCAGUGAAAGGAAGCAGAAACUGGAGCAGCAGCUUCAGGGAAGCAUGGUGUUAAACAGGCAAUUUGAACACGUGCAAAACUUUCUCAGCUGGGCAGUGUGCAGUAAAAACAGUGUUCCAUUCCUCUUCAGUAAAGAACUGAUUGUGUUCCAGAUUCAACGUUUGCUAGAAACAAACUGUAAUACAGAUGUCGGUCCUCCAUGGAAGCUCAGGUUCUCAUGGGACCCAUCUUUCUGGACUAAACAACUUUCCAAUUUAGGACACUUAUCAAUGGAGGGGGGACCAGUCCAUCAUUCCGAUGUGCCAGCCUAUGGAAGCAUGCCAGGAAUGCAGCCCUCUAUAUAUCACCAUCAUCACCACGGGCAACAUUCACCAGCACCACAGCAUGAUUCUCUCAGUAACCAGUCACACCAGUUCCAGACUCCUGUCCAUUGCCCAACACCCAUGUGCUGCACCCAUUGCAUUAACAUCCCACACAUGAAUAAAGGACAGCUUCCCCCUCCUUUGAGCCACCCUCAGUCUUUUCGGCAGCUGCCUGAAAUGCAGCACCACCAGCAGCAUUUCUCCUUGCAGUAUGGCCUGCAGCCGCAUGAGAGGGAGCAGAGGUGCACCCCACGACUCUUGAAAGCAAUGCAACCUUGUGCGGAGCAGAAGUCUCACCAGGAGCACGACAGCCCAUCUGCCCGAAUGUCAAAGCAUUCCCAGGACCAGCCAGUGCACCACACAAUGCCUCCUGUUUAUCCCCUGCCACUGGAGGAGGUUCAGCAGGGCCAGCCAGGCCAUUCCCAGCAGUUUUCUGCACAAUCUGCCCUGCAUAGUCCAACAGUGCAAGUUCAGCUUGGUCCACUCCAGAAGCUAAAGCUGAAUAACUUGCCGCCAUCACCGCAGGAACAGCCAUUGCUGCCUCCACCGCCACCGCCACCACCACCAUCACAGCUGUCACCACAGCAGCCAUCCACAACAGGGCCAAAUGAGAAGGCUCACGAACAAGUGAUCCAGCAGAGUCUGGACAUUAUGCAUCACCAGUUUGAGCUGGAGGAAAUGAAGAAAGAUUUGGAACUUCUGCUCCAAGCUCAGCAACCAAGCCUGCAGUUGAAUCCGGCCAAACAGCCUCAGCAUGUUCAGCAAACAAUUGUUGGACAAAUAAACUACAUUGUAAGACAGCCAGCUUCAGUUCAACAGCAAAGCCAGGAAGAUGCACACGUUGGUGAAGAUUCUGCUGAAUCAGAAGGUCAAAAACCAGCACUUCCCCUUGAUAGAAAUGUGAUUCCACCUAUGACGCAGCCAUUAGAGGAAGCUAUUGUCAGUAUUCACUCUCCAGAGAGUGCUUUGAAUCCAGUCAGGAAGAGGUCAGCUUCACUGAACUUUGUGGGCUUUUCAAAUGCUUUAGAAAUGGAGUUGUCUUCGGCACGGUUAUCCAAGUCAGCUGAUACUCAGGCCAAAGAAAUAUCCACUGUAACAUCCAAUGAGGCUCAGAGUAUGCCAAAUAUCUCUGAUGUGUCACCUGAAGCUGUGCCUCAUUACAGCCUUGCUCUGGAGAGAACUACAAAUGACUUGAGCGCUGAAAAUAUUGACCAUUUAGCAUCUGGUGGUAUGCCCCUGGUCAGUGCAGUGUGCAAGCUGGAAAGUGAAGAGUUUGGCUCUAUGAAUUACCCUCUUGGAAAUGGCUCUUCUGCUAUUGAAUCAAAAGACAUUAAUGAGUUAGUUCUUCCUAUCCACAAUAUUCUGGAAGAGCCUAUUAAUCUUUCAGUGAAGAAGACUCAGCCGUGUGCCUCCCCUCCCAUACUUAUCAGCAACACGUCUUGCAUGCAGUCGCUUAAUCCAGAUCAAAGACAUAUUGAAGAUUUCCGUAACUGUGAACAGGAACACUUUGAAAUGGAAAUUAAAAGUAAUCAGAGCAACAGAGCUUGUGCCAAAGAAGUGAAAAUUCCUUAUGUGCGACUGGAACGACUGAAGAUAUGCACAUCGGAGUCCGGAGAGCUUCCAGUAUUUAAACUGCAGCCACAGAAAGGAAAUCAUGACGGGACCUUCCUGCUGAUAAUUGAAUGUGGUUCUCAGUCUUCAAGCAUGGCUAUUAAGGUCAAUCAAGGCAAUCUACCUGAAAGACUGAAUCCCAUGCCUGAAAACCUGGAGGAAAGGAGGAUCCCCACAAACCAGCCACCUGAGCAAUUGCUGCUUCCCUUGGUAGACCACAGGUUCAGUAAUAGUAUGAAAAAAUCUGUGCUUACCCAGGAAGAUCACCCCAUAGAGAAUGAGGAUUUCUGUGCUGUUUGUCUGAAUGGAGGAGAGCUGCUGUGCUGUGAUUAUUGCCCAAAGGUGUUUCAUCUCUCAUGCCAUGUUCCUGCGUUGCUCAGCUUUCCUGUUGGUGAAUGGGUGUGCACGCUUUGUCGCAAUGUGGAGAAACCGGAGGUAGAGUAUGACUGUGAAAACACACGUUUCAACUACAGCAGCACACUGACACAAGCAAGAGCACUCUAUGGUCUCGAUGACUAUGAGCAGAAGAAGUGCGAGAAACUGGUACUUUCUUUGUUGUGCAAUAACCUGAGUCUACCAUUCCAUGAACCAGUCAGCCCCCUGGCUCGCCAUUAUUAUCAGAUCAUCAAAAGGCCCAUGGAUUUGUCCAUAAUCCGGAAAAAGCUACAGAAAAAGAACAAAUUGCAUUAUUCCACCUCUGAAGAGCUGGUCGCAGAUGUGCGUCUUAUGUUUUGGAACUGUGCAACAUUCAACUACCCUGACUCAGAGGUUGCUGAAGCUGGAAGAUGUCUGGAAAUAUUUUUCGAAAGCAAACUAAAAGACAUUUAUCCAGAGAAGCAGUUCUCCUUGGUGCAACAAAAUGACUCCGAUUCAGAGGAGGUGGAGCAUGAGAAUAGCCAGGUGGCUCCCAAAGGAUUCCAGUGGCCCACGUACAGACAGGAGUGCAUCCAACCAAAGAGAAGGCGACGGCAUGCUGAAAGUGAAAAAACUAAAAGACCAAUGUUCUGGCCAGCUAAAGGUUUUUCUCAGGUGUGA